GCGGGGAGCCCACAGCGCUGUCCCGCUAUCUACAAGGGAGGCUCCCGGCUCAACAGCCAGCGCCACCGUUACUCAGGGUGGGGGGCCCGGAGCGGCCGCGGGGCGUUCUGGCCAGCGCCUUUGGCGUCCCCACCUCCCGCUGCUUCUCUUCAGGGUCCAGGGGUCCUGGACUGCCCCCCGAGCUUCGGCAGCGGUGCAUCCGUGCUGGCCCGGUGCUCCAAGCGGCUGCUUUCCACGCGCCCCUCCGGACGGCCCGCGGCUCUGGGCUGCACUCCAGGGCAUUUCUGGCCGAGGCGUCGGGGGGAGGGUCCCUCGUGGGGACCGUGACCGUGGCGGCGACGGGGCACCCCGCAGCAGGGUUCCUGGAGCCAGGGAACUAGUGGGUCCCGGGGGCGGAGAGCUUGGCUAGCCGGGGGCGGGCCGGGGGUAGGGGCGGGAGGCGGCUCCGGGGCCCCCGUGCCAUUGGCCGCAGGGCCCGGCGGCAGGAAGGGGCCAGGGAGCGCGGCCCCACCCCGCGGCCGGCGGAGCCUAUCGCCGGGAGCGCGGAGCGCGGAUAAAUGUAGCACGGCGGCGGGGAGCGGCAGCUCUCGGAGGGGCGGCAGCGCACGGAGCCAUGCAGUACCCGCACCCUGGGCCGGCGGCCGCGGCGCCCCUGUACGCGCCCACGCCGCUGCUGCAGCCCGCGCACCCCACGCCCUUCUACAUCGAGGACAUCCUCGGCCGGGCGCCCGCCGCACCCACGCCCACCCCCACGCUGCCUUCCCCUAACUCGUCCUUCACCAGCCUCGUGUCCUCCUACCGGACUCCGGUGUACGAGCCCACGCCGAUCCACCCCGCCUUCUCCCACCACUCCGCUGCCGCGCUGGCAGCCGCCUACAGCCCCGGCAGUUUCGGGGGCCCUCUGUACCCCUUCCCGCGGACGGUGAACGACUACACGCACGCCUUGCUCCGGCACGACCCCCUGGGCAAACCCUUACUCUGGAGCCCCUUCCUGCAGAGGCCUCUGCAUAAACGGAAAGGCGGCCAGGUGAGGUUCUCCAACGACCAGACCAUCGAGCUGGAGAAGAAAUUCGAGACCCAGAAGUACCUCUCCCCUCCCGAGAGGAAGCGGUUGGCCAAGAUGCUGCAGCUCAGCGAGAGACAGGUCAAAACCUGGUUUCAGAAUCGACGCGCAAAAUGGAGAAGACUAAAACAGGAGAACCCCCAAAGCAACAAAAAAGAACAGGACAACGUGGACAGCCCCUGUGAGCAGCGGCCAGAACUGCCCGGGGAGCAGAACAAAGGUGCUUCUUUGGAGAGCUCCCAGUGUUCGCCCUCCGUGGCCUCCCAGGAAGACCUUGAAUCGGAGAUUUCCGAGGAUUCUGAUCAGGAAGUGGACAUUGAGGGUGAUAAGGGGUAUUUUAAUGCUGGAUGAUCACCAUGGCAUUGGCUCGAAGGAAAGCUGGACUUGGGAAUAAACGUUUUGCAACAGAAAAUCUUCACAGAAGAACUGGAAAGCUUGUAUAAGAAAGGGAAUCAAUGUUCUGGCCUCCUGGAAACCUUAAACUCUGUGGUGCACUGGUUAAUUAACAAACCUCCAUGGAAACCUUAAUUUUGACUCAGCAGAUGGUUGGUAUUUUAGGUUGUUUUGGUGAAGUGACUUUUAUUGAUUGAAUUCAGCCCCUUUAAAUUGUUAUUUCUAUUUAUAAACGGUAGUUUCUGAAGGUUUUUGUUAAACGUUUUAAGUUAUAACGUCCAGGUUUUAAUGGCUUCUCUGGAAUCUGUACGUACUCCUACACAGUGGAAAAGAGAGGAACCCCAAACCCAGAGGUGUGUUUUGGGCAAGGGAACCACACUUCAGGCAGACGCUGAAUGUUUUAAAAGGGAACAUUCUUUUAUAUGACAUUCUCAUCUGACGUCUUAAAUCUGGAGCCAUUUUAGAGCUUUGGUCUCCAGGAUGUGUGUCCUUUUUUUGUCACUUAAGAUUCUUACAUGGUUCUUUUGCGCUGUCACCACCUGUUUGGCCACGGUGUUAAAGGACAGUACGGUGCAGCGCGCAGACAGCGAAACUGACUUCUUGGUGAUGAAAUUAAUUGCAGGUGAGCUACAAAUCGCAGGUUGAUUAAAUGUACGUAGAUUGUAGAUACUGUGUUUUAUAUCAAGCAAUGUCUAUAGCGUGUAUAUAGAGUUGUUUCCUGUAAAAAAAAAAGUGUCCAAAAUGGUGUGUUUUUUUUUUUAAUGAAUAAUAUCUACGAAAUAAAUGCGUCCCUAGGACGACUGACCUCGGCA
This is a messenger RNA of Ochotona princeps (American pika), 2268 nucleotides long. RefSeq names its product hematopoietically expressed homeobox (gene HHEX). The record is from RefSeq and is a predicted model, not a curated record. Bases 614 to 1414 code for a protein of 266 amino acids. Gene Ontology annotation, biological process: cell differentiation; regulation of transcription by RNA polymerase II. NCBI's taxonomy places the organism in Eukaryota, Metazoa, Chordata, Mammalia, Lagomorpha, Ochotonidae. Gene Ontology annotation, molecular function: DNA-binding transcription factor activity, RNA polymerase II-specific; RNA polymerase II cis-regulatory region sequence-specific DNA binding. The transcript has 4 exons.